UCGCCAUCUGUUGCUAAACAUGGUCGACACUUGGUUCCCGGAGUAAGCAUGGAAGCAAUUAUAGAACCCUUCCGCCGUGCCCACGCAAGCGGGAAUGGAUACGCUGUCUCCGCCCUGCUGAGUCCAGUCGCCCCGCCGGACGACGCUGGCCGACUCUACGACUUUUACCGUGCGUCCAAUGAACAACAGAUCGAGCCUGAGAUCCGCUAUGCCCUCAAAUACAGCAAGAGCAGCAGAAUUUCGCCCGAAGAAAGCAACGCGUGGACCGAUAUAUUUGUGCUCUAUUGGAAGGCCGUUGGCGAAAUACUUGCGGUAGAAGAGGCUACAAACCAGGGACGCCUGGAGGACCGCAUAUGGGUUGCUGUGUACGACGCGUGGAAAGCGCUUACCGACAGCAUUCAAAGAUACGUCUCCAAUGGGACGCUUCCAUUCUGGGCUGUUGUGUGUAUGUAUCAUGCUGCAACAAACCUGAGGAAGUUCGCUAUCAAGGCAGACGAACAGCUAGCGAGCACAAAGGGCAAUGUGACAUUCAAUUCAGGCUUCCAAGACGACGUUGUCGACUCGUUGGCGAAGACGGAGAAGCUUGAGGAAGCAGCGCGGUUGUUCAACAGGAUGUUCGCUUUAUGUCUUGGGGAUCGGAACCCUGACUUAAAUGAGUCCCGCAAAUGGGGCACCUAUUACAUGGCGAACCUCCAAUUCAAGACUUAUUUUAAGCUCAAAACUAUUAACCUAUCAAAGAACGUAGUUAGAUCAAUCGAAGCCCAACCCGACCUCCCACCUCUGCCGUUAUUCCCGAAAGCGCAUCAAGUAACCUACAAAUACUACACAGGCAUUCUAGCCUUCCUACAAGAAGACUAUGCAAAGGCGGAAGUAUUGCUUACCGAAGCGUGGAGCCUCUGCCAUGUCGCAGCUACCAAGAACCAAGAACUCAUCCUCACCUAUCUCAUACCUUGUCGUCUUGUCGCAAAACACAACGUACCCAGCCAAGACCUUCUCGCCCGCUUUCCCGGCCUCCAGAGAAGAUUCGGCCCUCUUGUUAACUGCAUCAAAGGGGGGGACCUCACAGGAUUCGACAAUGCGCUUCUGGCGGGCGAAGAAGAAUUCGUGAAGCGUCGCAUCUACCUUACGCUCGAACGAGGCCGGGACAUCGCAUUACGAAAUCUCUUACGCAAGGUUUUCAUCGCGGGAGGCUUUGAAGAAUUGAAGGAAGGCCAGACCGAGGCGGACAGGAUAAGGAGGACGAGGAUCACACUGGCGGAGUUCGCGGCCGCCUUGAGGAUGGACAUCGGUGGAGAAGGCAGCGGCCAGGUCUUGGAGGACGAUGAAGUCGAGUGCAUGAUCGCAAAUAUGAUUUACAAGGGCCUUAUGAAGGGCUAUAUCUCCAGAGAACAUGCAAUGGUAGUGCUGAACAAGAAGGGUGCCUUCCCGGGAACAGGGGUCUGAUGCCUAAAGUACCUUUCACCCUUCUGCACCCAGCAACUCCUGGACCCACGCCCUGCGGCGUUAUUGGCUGAUAAGCAGCGACGCCCAUCUGCGCUGCAGUCGAGAUGCAUGCAGGUGGUCGGUCGCGAAAGGGACUCCGGCCUUGCCAGAUUAGAGAUGAUAACGAGAAAC
Lindgomyces ingoldianus is the source of this 1614-nucleotide messenger RNA. RefSeq lists its product as uncharacterized. Bases 49 to 1443 code for a protein of 464 amino acids. Gene Ontology annotation, molecular function: RNA binding; double-stranded DNA binding; protein binding. The record is from RefSeq and is a predicted model, not a curated record. Gene Ontology annotation, cellular component: transcription export complex 2. Lineage: Eukaryota; Fungi; Ascomycota; Dothideomycetes; Pleosporales; Lindgomycetaceae. The transcript is spliced from 6 exons. Gene Ontology annotation, biological process: transcription elongation by RNA polymerase II; poly(A)+ mRNA export from nucleus; post-transcriptional tethering of RNA polymerase II gene DNA at nuclear periphery.